CACGCACUUUUGACGCCAGCUCAUCCUGCCAAGCAGUCACAGCUCUGAGUAUAAUUGUGCCAAGCAAGUUUUGCAAUUAUGGAAAAUCAACGCUGCAACAAUAAUCAGAAUCAUCGUCGUGGUGUUCGUCCCAGUGUGGGUUAUCUCCUCUUUCAAUAUCAGAGCGAACUGACUCGUCGCCAUGCGGAACCAAGUCGUCUAUCCCGCACCAAAAUCCACAUCAUUGAUAAUCUCGUCUCGAGAACAAUCCGCCAGCUGAAACAUUGCAGCGUUGAGGAACUGCAGGCCUGCAAGCGGGAACUCGUCUACAAGGAACAGUUGCGUGAUGAACUGCGCACCUUGCGGCGACGCAAGUGCAACACUGCUUCCAGUUCCAGUGCCACAUCCAGCUGCAGUUCCAGUUCCCCCUCGCCGGCGCCAGUUCAACCAGCUCCUCGCACGCCGCCCAAGCCAAGAGCGUUGAUUGAGUCAAAGGUGUCCAUCUUUGGACCCGAAAUAUUUGUCUAGCAGAAUAUGGGAUAUAUCUA
This is a messenger RNA of Drosophila grimshawi, 527 nucleotides long. RefSeq lists its product as uncharacterized. The transcript is spliced from 2 exons. Bases 79 to 507 code for a protein of 142 amino acids. The record is from RefSeq and is a predicted model, not a curated record. NCBI's taxonomy places the organism in Eukaryota, Metazoa, Arthropoda, Insecta, Diptera, Drosophilidae.